AUGGUCACGAUGCACGUGGGCACAUGGAAGCAGUGUCUCUUGAUGCUGCACUGGGAACACAAGCAGCGCAAAGCCUUGCAGGGAGCGAUCGCAGCACUCUUGUCUCUCCAUCAGACUCAGGACAAGAGCUGCGCGGGCCCGGAGACGGCGGAGUGGAACCAGCUAGAAAGCGCUGUGGUAGAUUUGCAACAGGAGCGACGCAAGACGGUCCUCUUCCGGAACAGGCUGCCGAGGAAAGGGCGGGGGCGACACCAAGUCCACUUGUUCGUGCCGGAGUUUGAGAGCAUCGAGGAGAACACUCGCUUCCCUCGCCGACCCGAAAACGACACCGACCUCGUGCGCUCCGGUAUCGAUUCCAAGAAACCCCCCUACGCCUUCGGCGGCACCAUUUUCCGCGUUUUGCAGCCGGAGCUGGCGGGUCGCAUGGUCCACGUUUUCGGCGGAUAUCGGUCUUCGGAACUGGUGCCACAGAUGCGCGAGGCGGGAUUUGAUGCCAGGCGGGGAAUCACCACGCGGGUCUUCGAGGACGGGCUGUUGCCCGCACUUGCCCUGAAGGAGCAAGAGAGAAAGGCCAUCAUCCAGGCGCGUGAGGACCGAGAGAACAAUAGAAAGCGACACGGCCAGUCAGCCCCAGCCGGAAAGCAAGGGGCGGGUUCGUCACCGGCUUCAGCGACAGCAUCGUCCGCUAGCGCGGAUCCGGGGCCGGGGACAACAUCAACAUCAAGUCGGGCACCACAAUCCAGAGCCGCUCUGUCGAGGGACCCACGAAAACCGCGCUGCACUGGGAACCCGAAUGCCUUUUCAACGGGGGCAAGAUCCUUGAUGCCCCCUGUGCUGGAGCUGGAGGGUAGAUGCGGACGGGAGGUGGUGAUCGUAGAUGUAGUGGAGCACGCCCGCACCCUCCCGGCGCAAGUGGAGUGGUUCGUGCGGGUCUGCGACCACAUAGGGAACCUACCGGGAUCGUUGUAUGUAAUGAUCUGUGAAAACCAGCAAACCAUCGAGGUGGCGGACCUUCUCGGGGAGCUCUGCGGUUGGGAGCGCAAUGUCGUUGACGGGGCCAAGAGAAAGUGCUCAAUGCUCUGCAUGCGACCCCCUGAGGCCACCGAGGACACCGAGGCCAAUCUACGAAUUAGCAUUCAGGAGAUGAUGAAAAUGUGCAGCCAGGAGGAGUUGGGCGCUGAGUCGUCCGCGGAGCAGAAGGAGAAAGAGCUGGAAGUGAUGACCUUCAGACACGAGGACAAAGACGACGAAGGGCUGGCUGUACGGCGAGUCGAAGACCGCGAGCGCAGCGCGGGUCGUGCGGACGCGACUCCGUGCUGGCACGACGCGACUGGCAACACGAGAAGAGUAGAUGAACAAGGGUCCGAGGAUGAAAGUGCGCCGAUCCCAGGAGUUGUUGACUUCUUGUGCGACGAUCUCAGAGGGCUGAGCGUGCAAGACAGGGACCUCCGCACAGAUGAAGAGAUGAGCGACUCGGGCCGCUCCCUGUGGGACGGAGAGGCACCGCUGGACCUUGACUCGGAAGACGAUGGCAGUGAAGUGGAACCGAUUGCGCAGCCCUUUGCGAGACUCUUGAACACGCAUGCGCGGCGCGAAGAAAUGCACAGGCGCGCUCUGUCCUCGUCGGAAGCGAACACGGAAGAUCGCGGCCCGUCCCUCGCCCCGAACUUCGACCCCCAUCUGGUGUUGCGCAAUAGUUAGCGGAGCGUGUGCUACCGCUGCAAGAAGGUGAUCGGCACGUGGAGUUGUUGAUAGAGCGUGCCCUGCCCGCCUCGCUAUGAUGCAGGAUGAGCGUACGCGUGCCGUCUGUUGAGCUUCACAUGCGCAUGAUCCGUAAUCGUAUUUGUGCUAUAAAAGGCUGAGCCUGAGGCGUUCGAUGUCUACGUACAUCUCCGGCCACCAGCGCAAUUCGAAUACAAGUAAAUAGUGCCCAAUGCGUAUGGGGGGCUAAAUGGCUGACCAGCAGCCUUACGCGUUGUGCCACAUAAAUGAAGAAAGCCAUAUUUUUGCAGCGCGAUGUAGAUAUGAUCGUCGGAUCCGUGUGUCUUUUGCCAGCUCGCCCCUCUUGUUAUCGAUAUCAUCAAACUAGGGCUUUAGAUUUCUAUCUAGGAACGCGAAGAGAGACGAGGGCUACUGUAUACGUAUAUAAAUGUUUUUCUUUUUGCUACAGAUUGCAGACUAAAAACAAACGAAAAUAAAGCUGCGAAGUAACAGUAGACAAGCAUAUUAUUGAUGUCGAUCUCCGAACGCUUGAUUGCACAAGGUGCUUCGCAUGAACAUACCACUUUGCUCCCGUUUUUCCUUUCUGAAUGAAGCUGAACAAAUUAUAUAUCUGGAGGCAAUGAGAUUGAGAUAGUGAACAAAAUUCACUUUGCAUGUUGAUACUUAUUUUGCAAAAAAUAGAAAAAAAAUAAUAGGAAGAUAUGGUGUGGCUGUGGCAUCGUUCUUGUCAUGACAUACUUUUAGUUUUACUUUCAGAUAGUCCUCUGCGUACAGAUGUCAAAAGAAGAUGUAUUUUUCGGCACCGACUGAUAAAGCCUUUUUCUCUAGUUUUUUUGAAAGGAAGGAUACAUAUUUCGAUGGACGUGAGUUACGUAACUUUUUGACAUCUGAAGUGGUCCGUCGUGCACAGCGAUGCACUUGUUUUGAUGUCCUUCUAUCGUCUGUUUUCAAGGGAAUAUAGCAGCCUAUAGAAUUCGCUGAUAUAGACUAAAUCUUGUUAUUCUCUCGAUCGCACGACUUUUGAUGACUGUGGACACGAACAUGUUUCAUUUUUUUCUGUAUUUUUAAUUUUAUCUUGUCUGCUUCUUGUUGUGUUGGUGUUCUCCUUCUUUACCUUUUAUGCACUACAACUUUAACUUUUAUCUUUUCUGCUAAAAAUGUUUAUGUGACGUGUCGUUCCUGUAGUAUGUAUUUAAAAAAAUAAAAUCUUGUCUGCUAAAAACCCCAUCAGUUGGGUAAGUCGUUCGUUCGGUUUUCUAAAUUUUGCUGUUCGAUAGCAAGCGGUCUCUUUGUGGAUAUUAUAAAAUUCACUACACGAGAGCCCCACUUGUUGUUGAAAUUGGAUGUUUUGAAACGCAAAUGCUAAACCCUGGCUGAUAGCAUGGAUAAAGUGAGAUCAUCCCGAUCGAAAUGCUUGAACAAAUUUGCCGC
Messenger RNA from Amoebophrya sp. A120, 3153 nucleotides. The record is from the annotation of a GenBank genome assembly. NCBI's taxonomy places the organism in Eukaryota, Dinophyceae, Syndiniales, Amoebophryaceae.